CAAAAUAUGAGUGCCUCGUGCAAGUGAUGACGGCGUUGAGUUGAUAGUUGGAAAAAGUACGGAAAAAAAUAAAAAUAAAAAAUCAGAGUUUUGGCGGCGGCGGCAAGAUUUUCCUCGUCAACCCAAACACCCGACAGAAUCUUGUGAAUAUUUAAAUGAAUGCGGUGCUGAAAACCCGAGUUCUAUCCCACCCACAGGACUAAAAUUUGGAAAUUUCCUUAAUUAUUUAUUCUAAAUACACGGAUGAUUCAAUAUUGAGGGUCCGAGCGUUCUUUUGCACUCUAUUUUUUUUUUGCAUUGAAACUUCCAUCGCGGACGAUGAGACCGCGAUAUCGGCCAAAACUGACGAUUCCGCCCUGCACAUUCUGCGGCGCAAGUUUCUCUACAACAGCAGCCCGCCGUGCGCGGAAACCAAGCAAACUACUACCAGAUUCCCCAGCGCGUACUCGUUUUGCCCCAUCUCCUACGGGAUACCUCCACCUUGGCUCCCUGCGGACGGCUUUGUUCAACUACCUUCUCUCGAAGAGAACAGGCGGCCAGUUCCUUUUGCGGAUAGAGGAUACGGAUCAGAAAAGGACAAUUGCUGGCGCUGAACAACGGUUGUACGAAGAUUUACAAUGGGCUGGGCUUCAAUGGGAUGAGGGCCCUAUUGUCGGCGGCCCCUAUGGUCCGUACAAGCAGUCCGAACGCACAUCAUUGGGAAUAUACACAGAAGAGAUUCGCAAGCUUCUAUCUACGAAAAAUGCGUACAGAUGCUUUUGCUCCCAGGAACGGCUCGAUACUCUCGCCAGGCAUCGGAAUGAGCUGGGACUUCCACCUGGGUAUGACGGAACGUGCAGGGGAAUAUCACCAGAGGAGGCUGAAGAACGCGCGCAUAAUGGGGAACCGAACGUUGUUCGUUUGCGUGUGACAGGACCAUUCCCUAUGUUCACAGAUCUCGUAUUUGGGAAAACCGGUCAGAAUCAGACUGCGGGCUCUGGUCGGCUCCGCAGCCAGCAGAGUGACCCUAUUUUACUCAAAUCAGAUGGAUAUCCAACAUACCACCUAGCCAAUGUUGUUGACGACCACUAUAUGAAGAUAUCGCAUGUUAUUCGGGGCACGGAAUGGAUGGCCUCGACUCCUUUACAUGUUGCGUUGUAUAACGCUUUUGGAUGGGAGCCACCAGCAUUUGGACACGUCCCGCUCCUAACCGAAAAAAGUGGACAGAAGCUUAGCAAGCGUAACGUCGACAUCGACAUCUCGUUCUUCAGGGACAAAGAGGAAAUUUUCCCGGAAGCGCUGGACAACUUCGCUGCGUUACUGGGCUGGUCACAUUCUCGAAAGUCUGACAUUUUCAGCUUGAAAGAUCUGGAGCAAAGUUUUGACCUCAAACUCACGAAAGGAAAUACCAUCGUCUCCUUCGAAAAAUUGUGGUUCCUACAAAGUGCACAUGCGCAGCGAUAUGCGGCUGAAGGAGGUCCUGAAGCCGAGUCCAUGGUCGAUCGAAUUGAAAAGGCCGUGAGAACACAGCUCACAGAUGAACAACUCUCCCCCUUGCUAAAACACCAUACCCUCCGCGAACACAUCGCCUCCAUAGUGCGGGAGGGCGGAGCGCGCGGCUAUACAAACGCAUCAAAAUUCAUCGAAGAGAAUAGGUCCUUCUUCGCCGCAUCCCUCAACCGACCUCCCUAUAUUCCCACCACUCCAUCUCCACCCAAAAAUAAAGCUCAACCCGAAACUGAGACCGAAACUUCCACCAUAAUCCCUCCCACCAUCACCCCAAUCGCAGACCUCCACACCGCCGCCGCAGCUCUCUGCCUAGUCCCCGAUGAGCACUGGACCACAGAAACCCACAAGCGAAACAUAUCCUACCUCCUCAGCGAUAUCCCAGCUCAACCAGCUUCAUCUUCCUCAACUACCACUACCACUACCACUACCACUACCACUCCCCCACCACCACCACGAACAUCCGCCGUCGCCGCCGAAAAGCAAUUCCGCAAAGACCUCUAUCACUACCUCCGCUGGGCAUUAUCUGGCGGAGCGCCGGGGAUAAACAUCCCAGCAACGAUGGCGAUACUAGGCCGGGAUGAAUGUGUCCGGAGACUGCGGGAGGCAAGGGAGUUGACUAUGCCCGUGCAGCACGAGGGUGAGAGUUUGGCUGGUGGACAGGGUGGAAAACUCCCAGGGGGUGAUUGGUGCACGUUGAAGGCGCAAGGCUUAAUUAAAUAGUGAGGUUCAUAGCGGCCGGUGCUAUCUACCUAUUUAUGUAUGUAUAUAUCCUAUAUAACUAUUAUAUCAUUGCUAUUUUGGUAAUGUAUAGACGGCAUUUCGAUUUAUUCGCUACUACGGGGAACAUCUUCUUCCUAUCCAUACGUAUAGGGUAUAGAGAGAGCAUCACAAACAAUACUCUUCUACCUGAAUCUACACAGCAGUUACUAUUCCUUUGCGCAGUUCCGGAUGGAUAAACAAAAAUGGGAACUUAUGUAUAAUGAAUUUGAAUUUUUGAAAAGCUGUCAAAGCCAAAUCCAGAUUAUACAUAAAAAGUCAAUGAAAACGAAGAUUAAAACAACAAAUAAUAACAACCAAAGAAUAUGAAUAUCGACGACGAUAAAAGCCCACAAUAUUGGAAAAUAGAAAGAUGGAAAAAUACUCGUAAGACAAUAAUAUACUCAAAACAAAGCACGUGGGCCGGGUUGUCAAAACAAAGAAAACGAAAAUCAGUAGUGGGCGAGAUGGAAAAGCACAAAUAUAAAGGCCACAAAACCAGACAAAAGAAGACAGGGCGAAUGCAAAACCAGAAUGCAGCAGAGCUAACCAACAAACAUUAAAAGCUCAGGCAAAAAACCAUUACAAAAUACAACCCAACUCCGAAAACUUGCUCAAAACGGACAAAUACAAAAUCGCGAACGAGUGGAAAGAAGGAGGAAAGAGGGCCUCACCGGAGGGAGUGAGGGAAAGAAAUAAUGCCCAAAAUAAUAGGGAACCUGCGCGUCAGAAGCACAUCUGUCAAAAUGGGGAGCAAGGCCACGAACAGAUAAAAUAGACAAGCCCUAUGGGGAGACUGGGUAGGAGAAAGGGGAUAAUAUACAAGACGUUGUUGACGAGUAACGGAACGGGAAGCCAUAUUCUCAUCAUGAGCAUAAAUUCCGCCGAAGUUAGUCAAGAGUGUCUUAUUUUAGUUACCAAAGAAAAAAAGCAUCCCCAGCCGGCUUCAUCAAGGCGUUUUCACAUCGGAAGGCAUAUAUCGAAGGAACUCGUUUCAACAUCAGGGCAUGAUGUAGCCAUUCGUUAAUAAGUCUCCAUGUCGUCAGUCCAUCCAUCGCUGCCAGCGACUCUCAUAACCUGGCCGUUCCCCUCACUGUAUUGCUCUUCCAUGCCGACGCCACGAAUCCCCUUGGCCUUUUUUCCAGCCAUGGAGUCUGUGGCUCCACUGUGCAAAUCGUGCCCUGGCCACUUACCCUGAGUGGCUCUCAAUUUGGCGUAAUAAACGUCUGUGGCGUCAAUCUCGGGCUCAGACUCACUGUCGUAUGUUUCCCAAUUUUC
Molecule: messenger RNA, 3522 nt
Organism: Blastomyces dermatitidis ER-3
Lineage: Eukaryota; Fungi; Ascomycota; Eurotiomycetes; Onygenales; Ajellomycetaceae
Product: glutamyl-tRNA synthetase
Exons: 7
Coding region: 319-2208 (629 amino acids)
Biological process (GO): glutamyl-tRNA aminoacylation
Molecular function (GO): zinc ion binding; ATP binding; glutamate-tRNA ligase activity
Source: RefSeq, a predicted model, not a curated record